AGAUUCUCGUAAUCGUUCAAAGAAUCGCUACGGUGAUGUUCUCUGCUACGAUGCUUCUCGUGUCCACUUGCCCAGCUGCCAUGACGAUUUUUCAAAAUGUCCGUUUGCGGCGAAGCGUAACCCAUCGCAGCCCUCGCGUGAUGGCAUUCGUGACUUCCCUGAGACGCGCACAGAAUCUGAAUGUCGCCGUACCAAGUCGAUCGGCGGCUCAUGCUUCUCGAGAAGUGGCAUUGGCAGUGGCCACACAGCCCCUGGAAGCACAGGUUUUGGCUUUAAUCUUGGCAUCUCUGCUCUCUCCAAAUUAAGGCAUGAGUCAAGCGCCGACAAUUAUUUAGCCUCAUUUACUUCUAUUUGGAAUUCUAAAACGAAUGGAGUGAGUGAACUUGAAAGACAACCCAUUAUGAAGGCUAAAAAAGAGAACGAUGAUACGAAGGUUCAGCAACCUAUUAUGAGGCCUCGUCAGGCACAGAGUUCUCAUCAAAAUCUUCCCAGCUGUCCAUUCACCUGCGAUUACAUCCAUGCGAACUGGGUUGACAGUUAUCGCCAGAAAAAUGCAUUCAUUUGUACUCAAGGUAAGAUUUGCUUAUUCAUACUUUGCUUUAAUACUGCUUGA
Molecule: messenger RNA, 613 nt
Organism: Protopolystoma xenopodis
Lineage: Eukaryota; Metazoa; Platyhelminthes; Monogenea; Polystomatidea; Polystomatidae
Source: the annotation of a GenBank genome assembly